Molecule: messenger RNA, 1145 nt
Organism: Teleopsis dalmanni
Lineage: Eukaryota; Metazoa; Arthropoda; Insecta; Diptera; Diopsidae
Product: protein mab-21-like
Exons: 1
Coding region: 384-1145 (253 amino acids)
Source: RefSeq, a predicted model, not a curated record
CAAUUUAGCUUUGCCGGCGCGUGUACGUUUUGGGGCUAGUUUGUUGUGAGUGCGAAGAGACGUUCGAAAGCAAAGAUAAUAUUAAAAAAUUUUAAAAACAAACAAAUAAUAAAAGAAAAUAAAAUUCAGUUAAAAGAAAGUGCAGGUUUUGAGUGUUAAAAUAAAAAAAAAAAAAAAUUAUUAUGAUAUAUAAUAAAAAAAUUAUUUAAAUUAGUGAAAAAUAAACAAUUGCUGCUUUUAAGUCCUCAACCAUUUUUGUUUUAACAUUAAAAAGUUAAAUAUUUAAUAUAAAAUCACUUGCAAAUUUAUUUUGUAUUUAAUUUUUCAAAAAUCAUAAACGCAUUAAAAGGUUUUUAUUAAAUCUUAAACUCCCUCACAUUGCAAUGCUUGUGCCGUCGGAUAUGAUAGCGGCACAGUCCAAAAUGGUUUAUCAGAUGAAUAAAUAUUGUGCGGAUCGCGUGCAAACGCGUAAAGCACAGAUACACAAACAAAUACAAGAAGUUUGUCGUAUUGUGCAGGAUGUGCUAAAAGAAGUGGAAGUCCAAGAACCGCGUUUCAUAUCCUCGCUUAACGAUUACAAUGGCCGUUUCGAAGGUCUUGAAGUGAUCUCGCCCACUGAAUUCGAAAUCAUAAUUUACCUUAAUCAGAUGGGCGUACUGAAUUUCGUUGACGAUGGCACAUUACCUGGUUGUGCGGUGCUUAAAUUAAGUGACGGUCGUAAACGUUCGAUGUCGUUGUGGGUGGAAUUUAUAACCGCUUCGGGUUACCUGUCAGCGCGUAAAAUACGUUCGCGUUUUCAGACUUUAGUUGCGCAAGCGUGUGAUAAAUGUGCCUAUCGUGAUAUCGUUAAAAUGAUCGCAGACACAACGGAAGUUAAGUUGCGCAUACGCGAACGUAUUAUUGUACAGAUCACUCCCGCCUUUAAAUGUGCCGGUCUAUGGCCGCGUUCUGCAUCGCAUUGGCCGUUGCCUGGCAUACCAUGGCCGCAUCCAAAUAUUGUUGCAGAGGUUAAGACUGAAGGUUUUGAUAUGCUAUCGAAGGAGUGUAUUGCAUUGCAGGGUAAAAACUCAGCAAUGGAAGGUGAUGCGUGGGUGUUGAGUUUUACAGAUGCCGAAAAUCGUCUUUUACAAGGUAUAUAUAUGUAA